This is a messenger RNA of Babjeviella inositovora NRRL Y-12698, 820 nucleotides long. RefSeq lists its product as uncharacterized. NCBI's taxonomy places the organism in Eukaryota, Fungi, Ascomycota, Pichiomycetes, Serinales. Bases 317 to 472 code for a protein of 51 amino acids. The record is from RefSeq and is a predicted model, not a curated record. The transcript has a single exon.
GGUGAACAGUAUAGUGAUAGGGUUUAUAUCCAAACAAGAAACUUCAUUGAAUUACACCGAACUAUGCAGAAAUUAGGACUAAAAAAUCUGCGGGAGUGAACUAUACAUCUGCGGAAGUGAGUAUCAAGUCGCCAUGAUAUGUUCGGCCCGGCUGGCGCUGAUUAAAUUAAAGUCUCAUAUUGCCAAGGAAACAGGUAGCCUUUGAUGAGGGAGAUGGUAAAAAUUGGAAUUUAACCGAUUUUAAUCAUAAACUGUGAUCUCGACCUGAUCUCAGCUACCGGGUCGGACCUACCGGCCGGUAGUCUUGGAUUCUAGCAUGGACCUUGCAUUAAAAAUCCAUCAGGAGCCCUUAGCUUGUGGACAAAGACUAAACUGGAAUACCUUGAAUUAUUGUAAUUACCGAUGUAAAAAUCAGUGCUCUCAAAAGAAUGUGAAUGUUUCGGGCAUAAAGCGCAGAACUUCCGAGAGAUAGAGCAGGAAUCGAAGAGCUGUCCUUUUCUCGAAUUCGUGUGGACAGGGCACGUAUGGUCAAUGCCUAGGCCAAGAAUGCGAAACUUAGCCGUAAAAGCACGAAGCAAGUGUACUAUCCCGGAUUAGGAAUUUACGAUUUCAAUUGAAAUAGCCGUAUUCAAAUGUAGAGCCUCAUAUCUAGGGUGCUUUUGGCGAUCAUGAAAUGCCCCUGUCGCACUAUCGGGCGACAGGGUACUGAACCAGAUCUAACCUGAAUAGUGAAGCACGCCGAAUUGCCUUCUAGCCUUACGCUCGGGGGAUUUAUAGUCCCAAAGACCCCCUGGUUUAGACUACACUCGGUCAAACAAAG